AAACACCAUGCAGAAAGAAGUAAUUUACGUAGCUCUUCAGAAUACACGGAACCCACUGUGUGUUCAUUGAAGUGACAGAGCUACCAAUGUAAAGGUCGUAGAUUAACUGUUCUAUUAGUUCGCUGUUCAAACUCGACUAAACCUACCAAGCCGUGCCAACGACGAGGAAUGGAUAUUGUGCCAGUCAAAGGUGGAAGGAUGGUUCAAAGUAAUUAACUAUCGGACGGGGACAGUGUAGGUGGCGCAGCGAUGGACAGGGACGCACUCCACCAGUGCGAACUCAUCCAGAAUAUGAUCGAGAUCUCCAUCUCCAGUUUACAAGGACUCCGAACCAAAUGCGCAGCAUUGAGCGACCUCACUCAGCAAGAAAUACGCACUUUGGAGGUGAAACUGACUAAGUACAUCUGUAAGCAGCUGCAGUGUAAGCAGAGAGUGCCUGAGAGACAGAGGACCCAGGCCCUGGCCAGCUACCCUCGACUGGGAGACUGGCUCUGCACCAUCAACCUCAGACCUGAACUCAUACAGGCUGUACCAGUGAAGCUGUCCCUGGAUGCUUUGCUGCAGAUGUCCAGUUGUCAGGUGCAGGACACCAUGAGACAGCUGGGCUCUGAACCAGAGGAGUGCUCCCGACUCACUGCUGCCCUCUCCUGCCUAAAGAGUGCCAGUGGGGACAUCAGAGAAGACCCAAGAACCUGGAUAUCAGAGCCGCCCCGCCGUGACAGUAACACCUUACCUCCUCCGGACCGUCGCCCCUCCACCCCCGCCACACUACCCCGUGGCUCCAUCCUCAGUCCGCAUACCCACGCCCGUUCUGUCUCUGUGACUGUCGUACCCUGUGUGGACGAUAAGGGGCAUCAAGUCUACACAGGAGGCAUGUCGGACGCUUUCCCCUCCUCGCCACUGCUCUUCUCCAAUUCCCCUCCCUCCAAGAGACGCGCCAAGCACCCUCCACGCAUGUCCCCCUCCCGAAAAUUGCUGCAACUCCCCUUCAAUAUCACCCUCACACGCAGCAAGAGCCAUGAGUCACAGCUGGCCAACCGCAUAGAAGAGCCAGUGCCCAACAACAAGGGUGGGAAGAAGAACAAGCUGCUCCUGAAUGUGCACAUUAACAGUAGCAGUGGGAACGGGUGUGAAGACUCCACCCGGACCCCUGGCCCAGCCACCGCCCCCUACACCCUCCCAGGAACCCCUACGCUGCUGGAGCAUAACCUAGCAUUGCACCGGGGGUCUCCACAGAUGAUGAGGAGGGAUAUCGGCCUCUCUGUAACACACAGGUUUUCAACCAAAUCCUGGCUCUCACAGACAUGCCAGGUGUGUCAGAAGAACAUGAUGUUUGGUGUUAAAUGUAAACACUGCAAGUUAAAGUGCCAUAACAAAUGUACCAAAGAAGCCCUUCCCUGCAGGAUAUCUUUUCUCCCACUCCCGCAAAUCCGCCGGGCAGAAUCCGUACCGUCAGAUAUCAAUAAUCAAAUUGACCGUACGGCAGAGUUACCAAUCCAGUUUGGCACUUUACCUAAGGUGCUAACCAAAAAGGACAACCCUCCCAUGCUGGGCCAGAUGGAUUCCAGCAGUAACCCUUCCUCCACCACUUCCUCUACGCCCUCCUCGCCCACCCCCUUCCAGCAGAGCAACCCCCCCAGCAUCAACGCCACACCGCCCCCCAACUCCUCGCCCAACCCCCCCCGAGACAGGGACCACGACAGACAGCCUAGAUUCCUACUCUCUCUCUCCUCUCCAUUUUCCUCUGGUGGUUGUUUCUCAUCUUGUCCUUUAGCUGGCUGUUAUUUACAACCUAGACAACAGUUUAUUUUCCCUGAUGUUUCCUCUUCACCAUAUCCUGUUGGACUACACUCUGAAGGCUACCAUGACACUGGAGACACACAGCAACUGGCACAAUCAGAACCUCCAUGUCAAGGACAGGAAUGUGGAGCGGAAGAGGAGGAAUACCCAGGGGAUGAAGGAAACGGGAGCAAGGAGGGCAGAGAGAAGGGCCACUCAAACGGAGAGUGUGAUGGGGAUGAGAUAGAGGACCUGCCCAGCUACCGGGGCCGACUGGCCGGUGGCCAAUGGAGGGGGCCCAUCUCCCGUAAGGCCAGCCAGACCAGUGUAUAUCUGCAGGAGUGGGACAUCCCCUAUGAGCAGCUGGAGCUGGGGGAGCUCAUUGGCAAGGGCCGUUGGGGGAAGGUUCAUAAGGGGCGCUGGCAUGGAGAGGUGGCCAUUCGGCUGCUGGAGAUAGAUGGUAAUAACCAGGACCACCUGAAGCUGUUUAAGAAGGAAGUGAUGAACUACAGACAGACCCGCCACGAGAACGUGGUCCUCUUCAUGGGGGCCUGCAUGGCCCCGCCACACCUCGCCAUCAUCACCAGUUUCUGCAAAGGUCGGACACUAUUCUCUGUUGUAAGAGAUGCCAAGAACACGCUAGACAUCAACAAGACAAGGCAGAUCGCUCAGGAAAUUGUUAAGGGUAUGGGCUACCUUCACGCUAAAGGAAUCGUUCACAAGGACCUGAAGUCCAAGAAUGUGUUCUAUGACACAAACAAAGUGGUAAUCACAGACUUUGGCCUUUUUGGAAUGUCUGGAGUGGUACAAGAGUACCACAAAAGGCAAGAGAACGAGCUGAGGCUCCCUCAUGGCUGGAUCUACUACCUGGCCCCUGAGAUCGUCCGCAGGAUGGGCACUGGGAACCAUGAGGACCGCCUGCCUUUCUCCAAUGCUGCAGACGUCUAUGCCUUUGGCACCAUUUGGUAUGAGCUGCAGGCCCGUGGCUGGCCACUCACCAACCAGCCAGCAGAGGCCACCAUCUGGCAGGUGGGCAGUGGAGAGGGCAUAAAGAAGGUCUUGGCAAAGGUCAGCCUGGGCAAGGAGGUUACGGAGAUACUGUCUGCCUGUUGGUCCUUCAAGCUGGAAGAGCGUCCCUCCUUCACCCAGCUGACUGACAUGCUGGAGAAGCUGCCGAAGCUCAACCGCAGGCUUUCCCACCCAGGCCACUUCUGGAAGUCAGCCGAGUAUGUAUCCUAAAGACCAGGAUCCCUUUUGAGAUAUACUGAAUAUACUCACUGUAUAUAUAUGUAUAUAUACAGUGAGGGGGGGGAAGUAUUUGAUCCCCUGCUGAUUUUGUACGUUUUACCACGGACAAAGAAAUGAUCCGUCUAUCAUUUUAAUGGUAGGUUUAUUUGAACAGUGAGAGACAGAAUAAUAACAAAAAAAUCCAGAACAACGCAUGUCAAAAAUGUUACAAAUUGAUUUUUCAUUUUAAUGAGGGAAAUAAGUAUUUGACCCCUCUGCAAAACAUGACUUAGUACUUGGUAGCAAAUCCCUUGUUGGCAAUCACAGAGGUCAGACGUUUCUUGUAGUUGGCCACCAGGUUUGCACACAUCUCAGGAGGGAUUUUGUCCCACUCCUCUUUGCCGAUCUUCUCAAAGUCAUUAAGUUUUCGAGGCUGACGUUUGGCAACUCGAACCUUCAGCUCCCUCCACAGAUUUUCUAUGGGAUUAAGGUCUGGAGACUGGCUAGGCCACUCCAGGACCUUAAUGCGCUUCUUCUUGAGCCACUCCUUUGUUGCCUUGGCCGUGUGUUUUGGAUCAUGCUGGAAUACCCAUCUACGACCCAUUUUCAAUGCCCUGGCUGAGGGAAGGAGGUUCUCACCCAAGAUUUGAUGGUACAUGGCCCUGUCCAUCAUCCCUUUGAUGCGGUGAAGUUGUCCUGUCCCCUUAGCAGAAAAACACCCCCAAAGCAUAAUGUUUCCACCUCCAUGUUUGACAGUGGGGAUGGUGUUCUUGGGGUCAUAGGCAGCAUUCCUCCUCAUCCAAACACAGUGAGUUGAGUUGAUGCCAAAGAGCUCCAUUUUGGUCUCAUCUGACCACAACACUUUCACUCAGUUGUCCUCUGAAUCAUUCAGAUGUUCAUUGGCAAACUUUCUUGAGCAGGGGGACCUUGCAGGCGCUGUAGGAUUUCAGUCCUUCACGGCGUAGUGUGUUAAAUUGUUUUCUUGGUGACUAUGGUCCCAGCUGCCUUGAGAUCAUUGACAAGAUCCUCCCGUGUAGUUCUGGGCUGAUUCCUCACCGUUCUCAUGAUCAUUGCAUCUCCACGAGGUGAGAUCUUGCAUGGAGCCCCAGGCUGAGGGAGAUUGACAGUUCUUUUGUGUUUUUUCCAUUUGCGAAUAAUCGCACCAACUGUUGUCACCUUCUCACCAAGCUGCUUGGCGAUGGUCCUGUAGCCCAUUCCAGCCUUGUGUAGGUCUACAAUCUUGGCCCUGACAUCCUUGGAGAGCUCUUUGAUCUUGGCCAUGGUGGAGAGUUUGGAAUCUGAUUGAUUGCUUCUGUGGACAGGUGUCUUUUAUACAGGUAACAAACUGAUAUUAGGAGCACACCCUUUAAGAGUGUACUCCUAAUCUCAGCUCGUUACCUGUAUAGCUCGUUACCUGGGAGCCAGAAAUCUUUCUGAUUGAGAGGGGGUCAAAUACUUAUUUCCCUCAUUAAAAUGCAAAUCAAUGUAUAAGAUUUUUGACAAGUUCUUCUGGAUCUUUUUGUUGUUAUUCUGUCUCUCACUGUUCAAAUAAACCUACCAUUAAAAUUAUAGAUAAUUUCUUUGUCAGUGGGCAAACGUACAAAAUCAGCAGGGGAUCAAAUACUUUUUUCCCUCCCUCACUGUGUAUGUGUGUAUAUAUAUAUAUAUAUUCUCAUGGCUGGAUGUACCUGUUGAUCCCUGUCUCUCCAGUGAUGUCACAUUGGAUGGAGCUGAGAGAACAGGAGGUGUUGAUAUGAGUGUGUGAAUAAGAAUGUGUUUAUGGUGGAGGGGUGUAGCCAUCUGACAAACCUGGGCCUACUGUAUUUUUUUUUUUAGUAGGACCUUUGAUUUAAAUAACUAAAAUGGAUGAAUGUGAUGCAAAUUACCAGCUUUAUACAGUGAGAAGAAAUGUUGUCGUAAAUAGGGAAUUUUUGCUAAAAAUUAUUUUUAAGUAAAGUUGAACAGGACUAAAGGUUUAAUAGCCUGUUGAAACUGUUUGGUUUGUGACUACUCAUUUCAGAGCUGAAUGCCUAAAUCUGUCCAUGUUUUAAAAGAGAGUAUACUUUAUAAUAGCACCACCUCCUACCCCUCUCCCUGUGGGCAGUGAUUGGAGGCUUGAGUGUCCCACCUCUCUUGUGUGUCCCCCUUUCUGUGAAUAUUUCUGUCAUACCUCUCUUGUCAUCUCUGUUUGGGUCUCCCUCCCUCCCCCCUCCCUCUCUGGGCGCUGCUGCUCUCUCCUGGAUGACCACUGACUGACUCCACCUGUUCCUGCUCCACUUCACCCUCACUGUCUCCCUUGGUCCCCUCCACCUCCUCUUUACUUCCACCCCCCUCAAACAUCAACUCUUGUUUCCCCAUAUUGUUUUUUCCCUCCUCCACUCCUUGAUCUAUC
Molecule: messenger RNA, 5398 nt
Organism: Oncorhynchus keta (chum salmon)
Lineage: Eukaryota; Metazoa; Chordata; Actinopteri; Salmoniformes; Salmonidae
Product: kinase suppressor of Ras 1-like
Exons: 20
Coding region: 250-3018 (922 amino acids)
Biological process (GO): protein phosphorylation
Molecular function (GO): ATP binding; protein kinase activity
Source: RefSeq, a predicted model, not a curated record